Monomorium pharaonis (pharaoh ant) is the source of this 2914-nucleotide messenger RNA. It is a transcript of the gene Hrs, whose product is annotated as hepatocyte growth factor-regulated tyrosine kinase substrate. Bases 174 to 2675 code for a protein of 833 amino acids. NCBI's taxonomy places the organism in Eukaryota, Metazoa, Arthropoda, Insecta, Hymenoptera, Formicidae. Gene Ontology annotation, molecular function: ubiquitin binding; phosphatidylinositol binding; metal ion binding. The transcript is spliced from 11 exons. The record is from RefSeq and is a predicted model, not a curated record.
GAGAGAAACGAGGCUAGAGUGGCUAAACGUGAGUGAGCGAGCGAAAGAAGUAGGAUUGUCAAAGUUGUACUGCAGCACCGCAGUUAUCGCAAAACCAGUUGCCGAGUAGGAAUUAUUCUAUGUGUAUACGUGGUUGAACACUCCAGGAAGGCAAAUUUUGUCAAAGUUACAAGAUGUUUCGCAGUUCAACAAAUUUUGAUAAAUUAUUAGAUAAGGCGACGAGUCAUCUGCAGUUAGAGCCAGACUGGCCUACAAUUUUGCAGAUUUGUGAUCUUAUACGCCAGAGCGACGUUCAACCAAAAGCUGCACUCGCUGCUAUAAGAAAGAAGAUGAUAAACAGUAAUCCGCAUGUAGCACUGUAUGCCUUAUUGCUACUAGAGUCUUGUGUGAAAAAUUGUGGAACAUUGAUUCAUGAUGAGAUAGCUACCAAACAAUAUAUGGAACAACUGAAAGAAUUGGUUAAAACCUCUCCACAUGAAAACGUCAGACUAAAAACUUUAGAGCUAAUACAAGCUUGGGCUCACGCAUUUCGUCAUAGUCCCAAAUAUAGGACAGUUCAAGAUACAUUAAAUAUAAUGAAAGCUGAGGGUUAUCAAUUUCCUGCUUUGAAAGAAAGCGAUGCUAUGUUCAGAGCUGAUACAGCACCUGCAUGGGCAGAUGGUGAAGUAUGCCAUCGGUGUCGUGUAACUUUUGGCAUGGUUCAACGGAAACAUCACUGCAGAGCGUGCGGUCAAGUCUUUUGUGCUCAAUGUUCGAGUAAGGUCUCUACUUUGCCAAAAUUUGGAAUUGAGAAAGAAGUACGAGUUUGUGAAGCAUGUUACGAACAAGUUAACAAACCUUCCUCAACACAAACCAAAGAUACUGACCUUCCAGUGGAAUAUCUCAAAAGCCCUUUAGCUCAGCAACAACAAGUUCCAAAUCGAAAAACAGAAGAAGAAUUGCGAGAAGAGGAAGAAUUAAAUCUAGCAAUAGCCUUAAGUCAAAGUGAAGCUGAACAAAAAGAAAAAGAAAAGAAACGUGCUUCAAGUGUUAUAAAAUCCAAUCCAACUCCCAUAUCUAGAACAACAUAUUCUCCACCACCAUCUCCUGGUCCAAGCCCUUCACAGAUACAAGAUGACGAUGAGAUUGAACCUGAACUUGCUAAAUAUCUAAAUCGCAAGUACUGGGAACAAAGACAAAAUGUAAACGAAGAGCAUGGAUCAAGAGUGGAUGUGACUAGUCCAUCUGCACCUAAUAUAAUAAGCAGUCCAAUGCCCCAAAAACUUAUAUUAGUAAAACAGGAAAAUGGUGAAAUUGAUACUCAAAUGGAAGAAUUUGUAAGCGGUUUAAGAUCUCAGGUCGAAAUUUUCGUAAACAGAAUGAAAAGUAAUUCCUCCAGAGGUAGAUCGAUUGCUAACGAUAGUUCGGUUCAAACUUUAUUUAUGAAUAUAACAGCUAUGCAUUCCAGAUUAUUGAGAUAUAUCCAAGAACAAGAUGAUAGCAGAGUGUAUUAUGAAGGCUUACAAGAUAAAUUAACUCAGAUGAAAGAUGCUAGAGCUGCUUUGGACGCACUUCGUGAAGAACACAAGGAAAAAUUACGCAGAAGAGCAGAAGAAGCUGAGAGACAGCGGCAGUUGCUAAUGGCACAAAAAUUGGCGAUCAUGCGAAAGAAGAAGCAAGAAUAUUUGCAAUAUCAACGCCAAUUAGCUUUACGAAAAAUUCAAGAACAAGAAAGAGAAAUGCAAAUGCGUCAAGAGCAACAGAAACAACAAUAUAUAAUGGGAAACUAUCAAGCAGUUUCCGAUUUUAUGGGACCUUCUCAAGGAUCACCCGUUCGUCAUGUCCACUAUCCGACUCCUGGAGCUAAUUAUAAUCCUAUGUCACCUACAAAUCAAGGAGUUUAUAUGUAUGGACAACCAGCCAUGAGUCAAUAUCCUAUGCAGGGCUACAACAUGCCAUCGAUGAAUACUCUUCCGGUGCACAUGAUGCCAUCACUUCCUAAUCCGGAACAACAAUCAACAGAUCCAUCCAUUCAAGCACAAGAGAAUAUAAGUCGCGUGUCUAUAUCAGGCCCAGGAAUGAUGCCGCCCCAAAUGACACCACCUAUUCAGCAGCUUCAGCCACCGAGUAAUCAUCAGAUAGGAUCUCAACAAGGUCCUGCGAUACAUGUGCCACCAGGACAAGUAUCAGCAGGUAGACAUAUAUCGCCUCAACAAGGCGCCUCAUCCCAAUUGUCGCAACAGACUCCCCCUCUAACUCAAAUCGGAUUGCCUCCGAUGCCUCAAGGGCAUAUGGGCCCUUCAUCAGGUCCCGUAGCUGUGGGUGGUCACGUACCGACCGGUGCCGUAGUCAAUCUGCCGCCGCAAAUAGGAUCACAACAACCAUCUACAUUGCCACCUGGCACUCAAGGACCUCCAGGAUUAUCGGCGCACGUUUCCAAUACUGCUAUUUCGUCCCAACCUUCAGGUGUUAUUCAAGUGCCUGCCGGAGCUAGCAGUGGACCUGUUCCUACAAGUCAAACUUUACCCGGCUCCCAAACGUCUGGUGUACCAGUAAUGCAAGGAAUGACUCAAAUUCCUGCUGCGCAGGCAAUACCAUUUCAACCCGCUCCUCCAGUCUCAACUACAACCAACGCAACUCCGCAAGAUACAGAAGAUAAAAAACCUAGAACAGCAGAGCUAAUUUCUUUUGAUUGAAUAAAAUAUAAAUAUUAUAUACAGUACAUUUAUGAAGUAACAAAACAUGUUUUACUCUUCUUCAUCUUUCUAAAUCGGAAUAUUAUAAAGUCAAAAUAGCAGUUGCUUAUUUUAUCGAAUUAAAUUUUGUUUUUGGCAAUAAGCCACGAUUUUACAUUUGUUGAUUAUUGAUAUAAUACUAAAAUAUAUGUUCUUAAGAAAUGUAUGGACAAAAUAAAAUACGAAUAUGUAUUUAAAGA